Molecule: messenger RNA, 3629 nt
Organism: Haliotis rubra (blacklip abalone)
Lineage: Eukaryota; Metazoa; Mollusca; Gastropoda; Lepetellida; Haliotidae
Exons: 7
Coding region: 24-3296 (1090 amino acids)
Source: RefSeq, a predicted model, not a curated record
AAAAGGAAACGUUACUCAACUUAAUGGCAAGAUAUCAAGCCAUGGAAAGAGUUCUUCAAGACAGACCAAGUAAAUCUAGCGCCUUGGAGAUAUCAACAGAACUGAAACAAAUACAAGGAGCAGUAGCACAGCUAAAUGAGCAGCACAAGACUGAGAGGGGAAGGCUGUCUGUGAGGGUGGGUGUGAAGGGCCUGUCCAAGUCCAGCAAGAAGCAGCUGAAGAAGGAGCUGCAGGAGCUGGGAGACAGACAGAAGCACCUGCUGCAGGUGGUGCACAGACAUAAGCAGCUCAACUUCAGACUGAAGCAGGUGCUUGCUGGUAUCGAUGCAACUGGAACUUCCUGUUCUGGUGGAGAAUCCAGUAAAGACAAACAUGGAAAUGUGAACACAUUUCCUCCUUCAAGACCAGCAGCAGAAGCGUCAACAGUACACGCAGACAUAACUGAUGGCAAUGGCAGAAGACCAUUUAUAGAAAAGCCUUCUUCAGUCCCUACGAUUUACAAAACUGACAUUGUCGACAGAUUUCAUGACAUCACUGCAGCUGAAAAUGGAGGAUCUGCCUUGUUUGAGUCUAGUUUUCGAAAAGAUAAUGCAUCAAAGGUGUUCCAGAGGGAUCAAAAUGGUGUUUCCAGAACAUACGGCGCUAUUGAGGCCCGAACAAGCAAUGUGACAGGCUAUCAUGACAGAAAGAAGGAAUGUUUGGAUAAUGAUGUGGAUGUUCUAAGUCAGUACUACAGAGAUGAUAUGGAACAGACUCAAAAGACUGACUUUAGUGAUAGCAUUCUUAUUUCUAAAUCAAAUCCAACUUGUAUUGUAGAUAACAGUGUUAUCACUGCCACCAAUAAUGAGUUGCUGGCUAAAGCAGACCUUUGUCCUGCUCCAUGUUCACAGAUCAAGGAGACAGAAGCUUUUGUGAAAAGUGUUCAUAGUUCUGGGGCUGUGGAUAGGACUGCUUCGCAGAUAAGUGAGAUAGAAGACAGUCAACAAGACCUGUUCAGUCAGGGCUCCUCUGAACUGGAGGGGGACAGGAGGAUGGUUGAAGAGAUUAUUGCAACACAGGCACUGAGCCAUGAGUCUGACUGCCCUGACCAUGACAUCAGACAUAUAGGUGGCAGGGUAAGGCAGGGUAAGAAAGAAUGGGUGUGGACAGAAGGGGGAACUGACCAGAAGGGACUGAAGAAGGUAGCUAUAGAGAUGGAAGAGGAUGCGAUGGAUAGAGGAGUUGAGGGAAGGAUGGACAGUGAGGUUGAGGGAAGGAUGGGCAGUGAGGUUGAGGGACUGGUGGUUAGACGGGUUGAUGGAAGUAUGGGUAGUGAAGUUGACGGACAAAUGGACAGCAGGGUUGAGGGACGAAUAGACGGUGAGGUUGAGGAACGAAUGGACAGUGGACGUGGCGGUAGGAGGAACAGAGGGGUUGAGGGAAGGAUGGACACACAGGCAGAUAGAAAGACAGACAGACAUGCUGAUAGGACAGACAGUGAGGUUGAUGAGAGGAUAGGUGCACAAACUGACAGAAGGAUGGACAGAAGAGUUUCUGGACGAAUCAACACACAAAAUGAUGGAAGGGUUGCCAUACACAUUGACGACAACACUGCUUGGCAAGGUGGUGUGUCAGUUAACAUGCAGGAGGAUGACAAAUUGGACAAGAAAAAAGGUGCUGAUCUUAGUGAAAUGAACUGGAAUAGUGCCACUUCAUCUGGUCCUGUUAGCCAAAUGAAGAGAAAAGCUGAGGACUCAUCCGCACCUAGUUUUGAAGGUCGAAGUGAAUGUGAAACAAAGAAGAUCAAGACAUGUACUGCAGAACAGUUUGUAAAGUCAGUUGAAGGUGGCCAGGCUCCAUGCAAACCAGGUAUCAGUCAGUCCGAAUCUGAUGCAACAAAGUCUGAAGUGAAGGAGAGAGAGACUUAUCAUCAGAAAGCAGGCAACAGAAACUCGGAGGGAGAAUCUAUCCAAUCAAAGAUUGCAUCUGACAAGAAGGAAGGCUUUGUGCUAUCUGUGAAACAGACUUGUAGCAAGGAAGUAGAUGGGUCUCUAGUUCCCAUCAGUCUGAAGAGCAAGGAUGGUAGUUUGAAUAAAUCACGUGAUAUCAUUCCAGAAUAUAGAAAUAUCAACAAUGACAAUACAACAGGACAAGUAAAUGGUCCAUCUUUGAGUAGCCAUGGCAACAGUGGCACACUUUCAUCAGCUGUAGGAGCUGAAGGGAGUACACCCAAUUUGAUGUCCCCUUCAAAUGUCAGGUCUGUUUGUUCCGCUCGGAUGGAAGUGACUUGUCUGUCACUUCCAGAACAAGGCACAAAAAAGGUUAAAAAUGUGUCUUUGAUGUCUCCUCCUCCUCGUCCAUUGAAGAAUAUCGCAACUCCUCCUCAGAAACUGCAGUCUGAAAACUUGCCAGCAUCCACGUUCCUCUCACCUGGGUCAACUGUUGCCAGUAGCGACGUGUUCCCUGUGUCCUGUCGGGAACUGGUGCGGAGGAUGGCGGAGAGAGAUGCCAGGGAGAAACAAUCAAGGAAGGACAAAGUCUUGCUUCAGGAAGAGGCUCCCAGUAAUUACAUUGCUAUACCAAUUGGAAGGAUAGAAGACUUCAGUGAAAACCUUCAAGUCAAGGAUGUGGACGAUGACACCCAGACUCCUAUGUUUGUGCAGCCCCAAGUCCCCUCUGCACCAAAACCUGUUGCCACAUCCAAGAUGGCUGACCUCCCUACCCUGGUUGAGAAAGGGGUGCUGACUCCUGGCAAGGAUGUCUUGUCAGUCAGAGCAGAGGGCAAAGUGUUUCGAGCCACUUUGAGUAGGAAGGGUCACAUCAUUGGUUCUGAAGGGGAGAUGUUCCGUACACCCACAUCCUGGUGUCAGGCAGUCAGUGGAGCUGGCACAGUCAACAAGCUGCAGUCUUACAACAUGGUUCUUUACAAGGGGCGGCCAUUGUCAUCAUUUGUAGUCAGAGAAAGCACAGAAUCUUCAGGCCAGAAAGAUGUAAGAGCUCAAACAAAGUCUCAAGGAAAACUUGUAAGCUCAUCCAUUACCAGAUCACUGAAGACAGUAAACAAAUCAACAAGUCUACCAAGACAGUCUCUGGCAUUUCUUCAACAACCACUGCAGCCAACAAGGUUCGAACCAAGUCACUCACUUACUCAGUUACAAAGUCUCUUUCCGAAGGAACAGGAGCAGCUCCCACAAAGACUUCCUCCAGGCAAACUGGCAUCCCUUUUCCAGUUCCACCAAAUAGGAACUCUGCUGCCGCUAGAGAUUUGGUUGCUAAGGGUAACAAGGACACCAGUCCAUCUGGGCCAUCUGAGUUGAUGAGGGUUUUGCGCAAAUGUACCAUAAAGCUGAUCGAUGAUGCAGAGAUUAUACACUGUCCAGAAAUUGAUAGUACUUUCUGGAUGACUGAUUUUAAAGACAUCAGACUAUCAGACAGUUUGUGGGACUCUGUUGAUUGUUGGAAUUAAACAUUAACUGACAGUAGUUAGUUUAUUUCUAGCAAUUAAUUGUUUACAAUGUUUAUGAUAAGAAAUUUCCAGAAUUAUGUGUGUUGAAAUAAAAUGAUCCAGGACGUAAUAUUCAAAGAUUAAAUACUUUGAGUUCAAUGACAUGUAUUUGUGUUUUACAAGAAUAAAGAUUGUCUUUUGGGCA